Messenger RNA from Protobothrops mucrosquamatus (brown spotted pit viper), 936 nucleotides. It is a transcript of the gene KCNK17, whose product is annotated as potassium two pore domain channel subfamily K member 17. The record is from RefSeq and is a predicted model, not a curated record. Bases 1 to 936 code for a protein of 311 amino acids. Gene Ontology annotation, molecular function: potassium ion leak channel activity. Gene Ontology annotation, cellular component: membrane. The transcript has 5 exons. Gene Ontology annotation, biological process: stabilization of membrane potential; potassium ion transmembrane transport. Lineage: Eukaryota; Metazoa; Chordata; Lepidosauria; Squamata; Viperidae.
AUGGCGUCUCCGGAGACUUGCCCGACGGAGCGACGCUGCGGGCUUCCCUCCACGUUGGCGCUGCUGCUCCUCUACCUGAGCUACCUGCUGCUGGGCAGCGCCGCGUUUUGGGCGCUCGAGUCGCCCCAGGAACGCGACACGACGGAGCACCUCCUGCAGGAAAAGUGGGAGCUCCUGGUGAACUUUACUUGCCUGGAACGGGAGGCUCUGGAGCGGCUGGCGGAGAAUAUCAUCCAAGCCUACAAGAGUGGACUUUACCUUAAAGGAAAUACCAGUCUGGGCAGAUGGGACUUUGUCGGCUCCUUCUUUUUCUCUGUUUCUACAGUAACAACUAUUGGCUAUGGCAACUUGAGCCCCAAUACGGUAGCUUCACAAGUGCUCUGCAUCUUCUUUGCCCUCUUUGGGAUUCCCUUAAAUCUUAUUCUUUUGAAUAGGAUAGGACAGCUGAUGCUCUCUGGGGUGCAUUUAUGUGCCUUCUAUCUAGAUGCGAAGUUCCAGUGGCAGAGGGGAGCAGUUGUCUUGACCCGGACCUGUGCCCUGGUUGUUGGCCUUUUAUUAUUUCUUUUGUUACCACCUUUGUUGUUUUCUGCCAUCGAAGGCUGGACUUAUGAAGAAGGAUUCUACUAUUCCUUCAUAACUUUAAGUACAAUAGGCUUUGGAGAUUAUGUCAUUGGCAUGAACCCUACACGUACUUACCCAGACUGGUAUAAGAACGUGGUAUCUCUGUGGAUCCUCUUUGGGCUGGCCUGGUUAGCCCUGAUUAUUAAUCUCUGCAUCAGCUUAGUAGAAAAUUCUAGGAGACUUUGCCAGUGCUGCAAAACAAAAAGUCACACCAUAAGUCAGGAGUUAACGAAUGGCAACCUACACAUUAAUUUGGAGCCAGAAGAUCAGCAGAAAUGUGGCACGAAAGACAUAGAACCUGUGAGGCUGGAUUGA